AACAUUUAAAAUUAUUAUACAUUACAGAGAUACACAGAUACUGCACCAAUGGAGGUUAUUGGGCCAACAGAGAAAAUAAACGACCCAGGCCUGCCUCUUUCCUCCCUUCGCCUCCUGGUGCCUCCUCUGCAGCUCCUGUCUGCAGCUAUGUGGCAGCUGGCGAAGCAGAAAGAUGUCAUGAACUAUGAGAAGCUUCAGGAGUUUGUGUUCAUGGUGACUGAGGCGGUCCCCGGACUGAUCAACCACACACAGAGGGCCCAGCUCAUUCUGGGUCUACGAGCAAGAUUAAUUCUGGAGCUUUGCAAAGGAUCGGCUCGAGGUUUUGUUGAUUCUCAUGUGAUCCAGAGCCAUUUGGAUAGACUCCCAAUAACCAAUGCAAAUACAGAUUACAGGGACACAGAGGUGAAAACAACAGAGUCCACUUUCAUUGCACUUGUUCAGAGCCUGCUGAAAGAUCCAGUUGAGAGAGCGUAUUUCUUCCAGGAGGUGUUCCCAGUGGAAUAUGGACCACAAUAUAAUGCUGCUCUGCACGUGUUACUGUGGGAGCUGCUUUCAAAACUGGAAAAGCUGCUUCCUGUACCGGACCUAAAACAGACUGCAGCCUGGCUCGGCUCUGCUCCGUCUAUGGUGGAGGAAUGUGUUCAGUCCUCGCCUGAAGAUCUGAGCUUAAUCUUCGAGCACUACAGAAGUUCAGCACUCCUGAAAAUGCCAUACGGUCCUUCGUCCACCAUUGGUAGCUGCAUCAUGUCUGCUUUAUCCAUUCCUCCCUCGCAAAAGACAAACCUCUCUGUGGGACUGGAAUCAAUCCACAACUACGCUAAUGUACUUAACCCCGUCACUUUUGUUGGUACGGACCAGUACAGCGUUGUUGCUGUCUACACCGAAGUCGAAGUCGGAGCGUCUGAAGCAGAUGAAGAAAUGAUCGAAUCGGCUGAAGUGCAAGUUCAGACUGAUUUCUACGAAGAGGAGAUAGUGUCUGUUAGUGCGGAUUACGCCGGCGCCGAGGAGGCUGCGAACUCGAGGGCAGAAGAAACAAGUGAAACUGUGGAUGUCGCUAAAGCUCUGGAGACUCUGACGAAAACUUUUGCACUGAGGAAGGAGAGCCUUGGUCAAGAUGUACUAACAGGAAAGAGUAAUGAUUCAUCCCUCAAUGAUGAACUGGGGUUAGGAAAUGUAAUAGAUGAAGAAAAAACACAUGAAGUACAUGAAACAAGAGACCAAACUGAUGAGAAAAGAGAAAAUGUUGAAGAGGUGAAUGAGGAUUUAGAACCUGGAGGCAACGAGAUCAAUUUAAACUCCUGUGCAGACUUAAGGGAUGAACAUGAAUCCUUUUCUGUCCAUGAAGAAAUGACGGAAGUCCCCAGUGAGGAUCCAGUCGCUGAAACACAACAUUCUCCCAGUUCAGAUAACGUGCGCCGAUCGACUCGUCUACAAAUGAAGACCUCACCCGGUUGUCAGGAGACGGAAAACAUCCAGAGGUCUCCCAGGGAAAGUGGUGAAGAACCAAAAAUAAAUGUGAGUGAUUUCACCAGGAGCCAAUCUGAUGUAUCAGUCGCCCCCUCUGUUAUAGCCAUCAAAGGAAUCAACAAAGGUGAGGCGGACGAGAUGACAUCCAUCAUCUUCACCUGCUCUCAGUGUCCCUUCCACCACUCGGAGGAAAACAGCCCUCCUCACUUCCACAUGCAGAGCGUUCCCACUGAAGUGUACAGGACUCUCUCGGGAGCCAAAUUCACACCGUCUCCUUCCAGCACGGAUGAGAUUUUUACAUCCAUUAAACUUUUCCCCAGAGGAAACACAGAGGAGAGCAAAGCAGAACAACCAGACACUCAAAGCAAAGCCAACGUGCCUCAGUCUCACGGCAGACAGAAGACGCUCACAUGUGAGACGUGCGGUAAGACAUUCACCCGGUCGUCAGACGUGAGGAGACACCAGCUCACGCACACCGGAGAGAGGCCGUUUAACUGCUCGCGCUGCGAUCGGACCUUCCAGCACUCGUGGGAUCUGGCCAAACACGAGAGCAAACACCACGGCGUGGCCAUUUCUUUCUCCUGCCAGCUGUGCGGGACCUCCUUCACUAACCUCCGCACACUGACCGUCCACCAUAAGAAGUCUCACUCCCAGGAGAGCCAGCUGCCCCAGAUCUGCUCCAUCUGCAGCCACAGCUUCCCGACUUCCUCCGAGCUGCUCGAGCACAGGAAGUCUCACGUCUCGGCCAAACGCUACAUCUGCAGGCAGUGCGGCGAGGGCUUCGACUCCCUGCUCGCCCGCUCCCAGCACCGGCAGAUGCAUCAGGUGAAAAGUCAGUUCAAGUGCCCACAUUGUGAGAAGACGUACACCCGGCGGUCUGAUGUGAAGAGGCAUCUGUCCACCCACACUGGGGAGCGACCGUACCAGUGUAACCAGUGCAGCAAACGGUUCUCGCUCCGUUUCAUGUAUAUGAAACACCUCCGAGUUCACACGGGGGAGCGGCCUUUCCAGUGCUCCCACUGCCCCAAGAGGUUCACCCUGGUGUCCGUGCUGGCCCGACACGAGAGGAUGCACACGGGGGAGAAACCUUUCCUCUGCUCUCAGUGCGGGAAGGGCUUUUUAUCGCAGGGGGAGCUUUCUAAACAUCACCGGUCUCACAUGGACGACAGGCCCUACUCCUGCCCUCAGUGUGACAAGUGUUUCAAGAGCAAGAAAACCCAGCAGGAGCACAUCGUCUCCCACAGCGGCGCCCGCCCAUACCCCUGCACCUACUGCGGGAAGGGCUUCACCAAACCGUACGCACUGACCAGACACAACCUCAUCCACACGGGAGAGAGGCCGUUCCCCUGCGGACACUGCGAGAAGUCGUUCCUCACCCUCGGGGAGGCUCAGCUGCACCAGCGCAUCCACACGGGGGAGAGGCCUUACCCGUGCGACGUCUGCGAGCUCAAGUUCAAGAGCUCGUCGGAGCUGGCGCGACACAAGCGGAGCCAUUCGGGGGUGAAGCCGCUGAAGCCGUACUGCGAACAGUGCACGAAAACAUUCACGUCAAAGGCUAAGCUUAAGAAACACAUGGAGAAACACAGGGAAGAGGCAGAAGCAGCACAGUCUGUGGACUCUAUACAGGCCGAGGAAUCAAUUCAUUAAAUGACUGAAAGAGACUAUAACAGUGGUUAAAUCAGUAGAAUCAUGAAAACGAAUGUUCAGUUUCAGGAUGCUUGUGUUCGGAUACUACAUGUCUUUACUAUCAAGUGUUUGAUACUGUUGCAUCCUUCAAACUUUUGAGUAAAAUACUUUGACAAAUCAUUUUACACAUAUCAGUGUUUCAUACUUUACUCUCUCAUCUUCACUUUAUUUUGAAGUUUGCAACAGGGAAGGUAGAAUUAUGUUCAAAAUGGA
This is a messenger RNA of Anoplopoma fimbria (sablefish), 3366 nucleotides long. RefSeq names its product zinc finger and SCAN domain-containing protein 2-like. Gene Ontology annotation, biological process: regulation of DNA-templated transcription. The record is from RefSeq and is a predicted model, not a curated record. The coding region runs from base 49 to 3114 and encodes 1021 amino acids. Lineage: Eukaryota; Metazoa; Chordata; Actinopteri; Perciformes; Anoplopomatidae. Gene Ontology annotation, molecular function: RNA polymerase II cis-regulatory region sequence-specific DNA binding; DNA-binding transcription factor activity, RNA polymerase II-specific. The transcript is spliced from 9 exons.